AAAGUCCUGUCUAUAAACCCUAUAAAAACAAGGCAGCUGGAAAGGCUGUUGAGAGUGCACUGAAGGGGAGGAAAGGCGUUAGUCUAGCAAGGACAGCUGGCAAACUUCAGGCCAGUAGGAGCAGCCUCAGGAAGCAGACCAGACCCUUUAUUUGCAUCUUCCCCUUCAGUAGCUGGAGAAGAAUCUUGUGAAGCAUCAGCCAGAUAGUUGCGGAGCAAUUCAGAACCUAGGAGAGCUCCGGAAUCCCCCUGUGCUCAAGGGACCCACUUGUUCCCAAAGAGAACAGAGCCUCUUUCUGCUUGUUCAGGACCAAAGAGAUGGAACACAGAAACAGUUCCCAGCUUCUCCUUUCUUUUACACUUCUCUGUAUCCUCUGCUCACGAGCUCUUGCUUUACCUCCUCUGGAAUCAUACUCAGCUUUGAGAUUAGGAAAUAGAAUGCCAUUUGAUGGAGCAAGUGAAUCAGAUCAAGCUCAAGGUUCAUUAAAACUGGAGGCUGACAUUUUGCAAACUACACUACCAGAUAAUGAUAAACUCUAUUAUGAUAUCUCCAGAGCUUUGGACAGAAACACAAGACAUACUGAUGGACUCUUCACAAGUGAAUACAGCAGAAUGUUGGGUCAACUCACUGCACAAAAGUACCUGGACUCACUUAUUGGAAAAAGAACUGGAAAUGAAAAUCUUCCUGAAGAAGAGAAACGCCACUCAGACGGUCUCUUCACUGACAACUAUAGCCGCUUGCGAAAGCAAAUGGCUACAAAGAAAUAUUUGGACUCUCUUUUUUUGGGGAAAAGAAGACCCUCUGAAGACAACCUCGAUGAAACUCCCUCUACAAGAGAUGAUGACUUUUUUUGAGUUCCUCAUAGCAUUUCAAAAAAAUGAUUUCGUUAUUUAAGCCAAAACAGAUAUAUUGUGAAGUGAAAUUUGUGAUAUUUUUGUUUCUUAUCUAAUAAAAGUGGAUGUUUACAUGGUAAAUAUUACUUUAGAGUGAUCUACCUGAAGCUGUACAUAUGUAUGCUAGUUUUAACUCAUACAAAUCCUGUGAUCACUUAUGCUGUAAAUCUUUUUUUUUAAAAUAAUUGCAUUUCAAAGAAAGGUGAACACUGCACAUAAUAGGGAAGUGCAUUAAACUGUGGUUUAUGGUUGCUUACACAAAAUCAAUGAAUGCAAAUAAAUGUCCCUUAGCUCUUAAACCACCAUUUUACUUACAAGUUGGGGAGUGAAAGUGUGGGUUAAAAAAUGGUGUUUCCCAGUGUUUUAAUAUACAUGUACAAAUCAAUUGUGCACAUUACUGGUAUUAUAAUUGUUGGUGCACUUGGCCUGAAGAAAACUUAUCAGAUUAAUUUUAAUUUCUGCUCUGGCAAAAAAAAAAACCCCUAUAAGAAUUUUCUGAAAAGUUCAAAACAUUUCAAGGGUAUUGAUGAAAAUUCACAAGGAGGUUGUACACAUCUGUAGUGAACAACAAAUCAAGCAAGCAAGCCUUUAUUGGCAUAGACAACAGUACAAACAACAAAUCAAGAAUGGCAGUUGCUCAUUGCUAUCCUAAAUAGAUUCAUACCCUCCUAACUCCAUUGAAAAUGAGUUUAGAACAGUAUAACUCUCUUUAGGAUUGCACUGUUAAUUAAUUAUUCUAAAGGGAAAGAAUGUGAUUUUGUGUGUAUGCCCCACAACAAUCUGAUUUAUUUUCAUAAUACUAACACAUACGUGGAAUUGAUCUGUUUAAUACCUUUUCAGAGUUCAUAUGUGUAUUCAGUAGGAUUUGAUUCCAUACGAGAUGCAUAAACUUUUGUGAAAGAGCAUCCACUAAAAGGGCACGACAUUGGAUAGAUUUUUCAUAAAGGCUUAUAAUCGACCAUAAAUUUGGAACUCAUAAUCUAACAAGAAGUUAGUCAGAUAUAUGUGUAACUUUUCCAUGUAAUGAAAUAGCAGAUGGAUUCAGUGCAAUCCAUGACUGCCAAAGCAUAUCAGAAGAUCAGUUCUAUCACUUAAUUUGUUUCAUGUGCUAAAAUCAUUGUUGCUGAAAUUAUUCUUUAAACUCUGUAUACCUUUACUGAUGAAAGUAUUCCUAAUACAUAAAAAGUAGAACUGGAGACACUUUACUAUUUUUUCAAAAUGAAUGUAACCAAUGAAAUAUGCAGACAAUAAAGACAUUUUAUUAUCACUGCAAA
This is a messenger RNA of Sphaerodactylus townsendi, 2167 nucleotides long. It is a transcript of the gene VIP, whose product is annotated as vasoactive intestinal peptide. Gene Ontology annotation, molecular function: neuropeptide hormone activity; peptide hormone receptor binding. Gene Ontology annotation, biological process: regulation of protein localization; negative regulation of apoptotic process; adenylate cyclase-activating G protein-coupled receptor signaling pathway. The record is from RefSeq and is a predicted model, not a curated record. Lineage: Eukaryota; Metazoa; Chordata; Lepidosauria; Squamata; Sphaerodactylidae. Gene Ontology annotation, cellular component: neuron projection; perikaryon; extracellular region. The transcript has 6 exons. The coding region runs from base 318 to 854 and encodes 178 amino acids.